Messenger RNA from Kockovaella imperatae, 1021 nucleotides. RefSeq lists its product as hypothetical. NCBI's taxonomy places the organism in Eukaryota, Fungi, Basidiomycota, Tremellomycetes, Tremellales, Cuniculitremaceae. Bases 194 to 886 code for a protein of 230 amino acids. The transcript has 6 exons. The record is from RefSeq and is a predicted model, not a curated record. Gene Ontology annotation, molecular function: acyltransferase activity, transferring groups other than amino-acyl groups.
GGAGUUUCGACACAGCGGGCGAUUCCCCCAGCAAGGGAAGAAGACGAGAUAUUUACGCGAGGAGUCUUUCGGAGACGCGCGUCGACCCCAAGCUAUCGCUCGUGUACGACUUUCUUUCCUACAUUGGCUGCACAUACAUCGCGGGGUUUUGUCGUCACACCUUGCUGACCAUCAGUCCUGAUACAGGCCAGGAAUGUCUGAUGCAAUGCAGAAGAAGGUUGGACAGGUCCGCCUAGUGACUGAAUAUACAGAUAAGAUCUUCGACUCUUGCGUGACAGUGCUCGAGGAAGGCUUUGCGAAGCAUCCGCUGACGGCAGCCUCGCAUGGUGGUGAUCCAGAACUGCUGCACCUCGAGACGCUCCAUUUGGUGGCUCUGGCCUUUACCAAAUGGGCGAUCUUCGCAUGUGGCGAUGAUGAAGAGGAGAUUUCGUCGGUCAUGCUAGUCAAUCCCUCGGCCGUUCAUCCCAUUCCGGGGUGUGCGGCCUCCAGUUCAGAGCCUGAGAUGGCGAAGAAUGCCAAAUUGUACGAAGAGCAGUACGAAGCGAAACUACCGCAGCAUCUCAAAGAUUGGCGUGACCAUGUUUUCGAAACUGUUCUCACUCAAUGUCGAAGUGCAUCUGCGGGUGAUGCAGAACCACCUCAUCGAAUCAACCUCAUCGCUAGUAAGCCUUCUGCUCGAGGGAAGGGUCAUGGAUCCGCUCUGAAGCGCCAUCUACUGCGGAUCGCCAGGGAGCAAGAUGCAUCCGUCAGUCUGAAUUGUCAAGAGGAAGCGACACAUAGGUGGUAUAGCUCUUUGGGCUUUGUGACGAGAUAUCAUACGACCUUUGAAACGCCGGAUCACGAGACGAUGUCGCUGUGGAGCAUGUUGUGGCAGAAGGCCGAGUAGAGUAUCUGGACUUUGUGGGACAUUGUACGCUUUGAGCUGGUCGGGUGCGGAUCGCUGCGAAUGGAUGCACCCGGGAACCUGCCGUAUUUGAUGUGUGAUCAGUCCCGAAUGAUGAUGCAAUCAAGUUAAUCUUCC